CAUAUUAAUAUGCUUCCUCCCUCCCUCCCCCUCGCUUGCUCAAUGUUAGCUUAGCACUAGCUAGCAGCUCGCUGCCAGUCUGCUUCUCACAUCCACUGGACUGACAGAGGGCAACGGCGUGAUGGAAAUUGACUCGCUUCAAGAGGCGCUCAUAGACUUUGAGAAGAAAACGAAAAGGGAGCCAUGUCCUAUAUUGGAACAGUUUUUAUGUCACGUCGCCAAGACUGGAGAAACCAUGGUCCAAUGGUCUCAGUUUAAGAACUACUUUCUUUUUAAAUUAGAAAAGGUCAUGGAUGAUUUCAGAGCCUCAGCUCCUGAGCAAAGAGGCCCCGCUAAUCCCAAUGUGGAGUCAAUUCCAUUUGAUGACAUGAAAGAAAGAAUCCUGAAGAUUGUUGAGGGAUAUAACGGAAUUCCAUUCACCAUACAACGCUUGUGUGAGUUACUCACAGAACCCAAGAAGAACUACAAAGGAACGGAUAAAUUUCUUCGGGGUGUGGAGAAGAACGUCAUGGUGGUGAGCUGUGUUCAUCCAACGUCAGAAAAAAACGGAUGCAGUGCCGUCAAUAGAAUGAAUGGAGUAAUGCUUCCUGGGAACACUGCUUCCUUCACAGAGAGAAAAAUAAACGGUCCGGGAACUCCACGGCCGCUCAACCGACCAAAGUUAUCGCUAGCCAACUCCCUUGCAGCUAACGGCCUGCCCGACAGCACAGAAAACAAAGACCUCCAAACGGACCAAGAAAGUGUUAAAGGUGUUUCUGGAAGUGAGGUGUCGGCCUUGGGAGAUAGCCCGGGGAGUACGGUAAAGAACAAACAUUCUGAUACAGAAGAGGACAUGGAAUCUGAGCAGUUGGAGGUGAAGAGACUUAAGUUUGGUGAGGAGGAGGAGGAUGAGGAGGAGGAAGAUGAAGAGGAUGAAGAGUAUGUAGAAGAAGAGCAGGAAGUGGAAACGCCAAAGCCCUUAAAUGCCACUUGCCUCUCCAAAGAAGCAGAAGCUAUGGUCCAAGACCAAGUUGAGAAAGUCACUUUCAAGGAAACCUCUUGCGGUGAUACAGCCGUUGAAGACCAAGAACCAACAAGCAGCACUCAGGCUGAAGCAUGUCCAGACUCUAGCCCGGAUGGAAAGCAGGCUGAAAGGGAGGUGGUGGCGGGAUGCGGAUCACAGCGCGAAGUCACCGACAUGGAUCAAACGGAGCAGUCGGCAUCUGCUUGUGAUGCCACCAGCCCAGAGACCAGUGCGGACAGCGAGGACAGUCACGGUGACCCAGUCAGCAGUAGCUGUAGUAGCACCAGCGGCAGCAAUAGUAGCAGUUGUAGCACCGACGAGAGUGGAGAAGGGGCCCAUGAAGACGUCGGGCCCACUCCAUCCAGUAGUACCAACGAGCCAACUACAGAGGGCGCCAUGGAAAGCGCCUGUGUGGACCCUGGAGCUGCUGACGAGCCCAUGGAGCAGGACUAGACUGAAAGACCCCCACCCCCUCUCUCUCUCUCCCUCCACCCUGCAGUCAUGUGACGCCACAAACCAGCUUGUCCUUGAAUCCAGCUUGACUGUCACUGGGAAUGAGGAUGACUUCACCUCGUACACAAACACCUCGUCCGCUCUGCGACGUGCCUCCAAAAUGGCUACCUGGCAUUGAUGUGAUCAAACUAUAUACUGAUACGAACUUUUUAUCCCUUUUUUUUUUUUAACUGGAAUAUGUUAGUAAUCCUUUUUUGCUUUCAGUGGCCUUUUUCACAGUUGGAGUUGUUUUUUUCUUUCUAUAUUAGUUUUCGUGGGCUGCGACGGUCAUUUUCUUUUUGGUGCCACCCAUUCCAUUUAAGGCAGGAUUGACACGAUGCGCCAGAUGACAUGAGUCAGCUAAUACGGCUGGCGGUUUUCUUUGCAAAGGUGCUGGAGUUGCGCAUUGACCUGAUCCCAAUCCCCCGCCAUUGCUUUUUUGAAUUCACUUCUCUCCAUCCUUGCGAAACGGGAUGAAUCUUUUCACGGUGUGUGCCAUGAUUGGAAAAUAAUUUUUGCUUGAUACACUACCAAUCUCACAGGAUUAUACGAUCAGAUGCUACAUUGCGGAGUCCUCUGGAAAAUGGCACGUGAAUGCAGAGUCACCAAUAUUUAUAUGAUCAUUUCAGUCCUAUUGAUUAUUUUCGGACUUUGUUUUUGUUUUGUCUGCCGGUUGUAGUUUCCAAAACCAGCUGUAAUUACAAAGAUGACGUCCGCUUUCUUUCUAUCGUGAUGUCACAUUUGUUUCACCGACUGAUUUCAAAGCAGUCGCCGGUUGCAGUUCUCCACCUUUUUCUGCAGCUGUACUUUUUGAUAUUUAGGAUUUUCAAUUUCUGUAAAGUAGAUUUUUGUAGAUUGUAAUACAGUAUGUGUUCACUGCCUUUGUGGAACCAUAUAUAAUUGUAUAAUUUCUGUGUAUACUCUGAAUGCUUUUGUUUUCAAAUGGGGUAUUCAGAAGCAGCAAUAAAUGUUAACAUUUUUCUGUGUUGGUCCAAAUCA
Syngnathus acus (greater pipefish) is the source of this 2494-nucleotide messenger RNA. RefSeq names its product protein phosphatase 4, regulatory subunit 2b (gene ppp4r2b). The transcript is spliced from 9 exons. NCBI's taxonomy places the organism in Eukaryota, Metazoa, Chordata, Actinopteri, Syngnathiformes, Syngnathidae. Gene Ontology annotation, cellular component: nucleus; protein phosphatase 4 complex; cytoplasm. Gene Ontology annotation, biological process: protein dephosphorylation. The coding region runs from base 122 to 1456 and encodes 444 amino acids. The record is from RefSeq and is a predicted model, not a curated record. Gene Ontology annotation, molecular function: protein phosphatase regulator activity.